AGGAUUGCAUGCAUGAGCAGUGUGCCAUCGAAAACCAAGAACGUGUCUCGCUGCCUUAUCCGUACAUCGGCUCGUCCCUGAUAUCCCGUUGUUAUCCACACCGCUCCUCGCACUGACACAGAGUUCAGCUAAGCCGGAAGGAAGCGCUUCGUCCAAUGGCGCCCCCGCUGCUGCCGCUGCUGCUCGCGGCUCUGGCCUUCGUGGCGCUCCUCCUCUCGCCGGGAACCGCCGAGGCACGCCGCCUCCUCACGCUCGCCGACUUCGGCGCCGUCGGGGACGGCAUUGCCAACGACACCCAGGCAUUCCUCGACGCCUGGGCCGCGGCGUGCGGCGGCACCAGCAGCGACAAGGCCAACCUCAACGACCCCUCCAGCGACACGUACCUCAACGUCCCCGCCGGCAAGUCCUACCAGAUCUGGCCCCUCACUCUCGCCGGCCCCUGCCGCGGAGAAAUCAAGCUCCUCAUUUCCGGGAACAUCGUGGCGCCGGAGAACCCGGACGACUGGCAAGGCAGCGACGGCGGCCAAUGGCUCCAUUUCCUCGGCGUCAAGGGCCUGGCAAUCAGCGGCGGCGGCAUCGUCGACGGCAGGGGCCAGCAAUGGUGGGCGCGGCAGCCGCAGAAUUCCUCCUGCGAGAGCGAGAACUGCACUGCCUCUCAGCCCCCGGCGGCGGCUCCCAAGGCGGUCCACUUCGAGGACUGUAAAGAGAUCACCGUGAUGGGCAUCACGGUGCAGAACAGCCCAAGGGAGCACCUGGCGUUCACGCGCUGCUCCGUAGUCAAGGCGAACUAUCUCCGGGUGACCGCGCCCGUGGACAGCCCCGGCACCGUCGGCGCCCUGCUCGUCAACUCCUCCGAUGUGCGCAUCAUGGAUGAUCUCUUCUCCGUAGGUGGCGACUGUGUGUCAAUGGUGGGCAGGUGCAGGGAUGUCCGUCUCAGAGCCGUCUCAUGCGGACCAGGCCACGGCAUCAGUAUCGGAGGCUUGGGCGAGAACGGCAGUCUGCACAAGAUCGAGAAGAUCAAGAUGGACACCCUAUUCUUCACAAACACCAAGUACGGCCUGCGCAUAAAGACCCAUGAGGACGGCUGCGGGUUUGUGCGCAAGGUGAAGUUCGCGCACAUCUUGAUGAGGAACGUGUCGGACCCCAUCGUCAUCGACCAGCACUACUCCUACUCCAACCAGGGAACCUCCUGCGAAUUCCCGAACGUGACGCUGGUGGAGAAGAUCGAGUACAACGACAUCACCGGCACGUCGGCGACGGAGCAGGCGGUGAAGUUCGCGUGCAGCGACACCAUGCCGUGCAGGCGCCUGUCGAUGUCCGGGGUGAACCUGACGAUGGCCGGCGGCGGGGGUAACGUGUCGGCGUACUGUAACCAAGCAUUCGGGAGGAACUUCGGCGCGAUCGUGCCGGAUUCUUGCCUCGGCAAGGAGGACUUCGUCCAGCUGCAGGCUCCGGGCACCGCCGCCGCUGCCGACGAAGAAGAAGAAGACGACGAUGAAGAUUACGCGGCAGAUUGGUGAAGCUGCAGUAAACAAGUCCGCGACAUGUGAUUUGAUUCAGUGUAUUUUGAUGCUCAUUCUUUCUUGUUUCCAGCCCAGCCUACUCUGUGCCUCUGUGGCCUUCUGUGCUCUGUUUAUAUCUUUUGCUUUUCAAGAAAACAUAAGUCAAUUGUUAUCCUCAAACUAGUAAUGUACAUGUGGGCUGUGCAGUGUUAUAUAUUGUUGCCA
Brachypodium distachyon (stiff brome) is the source of this 1727-nucleotide messenger RNA. Its product is annotated as probable polygalacturonase At1g80170. The coding region runs from base 156 to 1520 and encodes 454 amino acids. Gene Ontology annotation, biological process: carbohydrate metabolic process. Lineage: Eukaryota; Viridiplantae; Streptophyta; Magnoliopsida; Poales; Poaceae. Gene Ontology annotation, molecular function: polygalacturonase activity. The transcript has 7 exons. The record is from RefSeq and is a predicted model, not a curated record.